AUGUCACCACCAGACAGAUUCCCUCUCAGUUCGGCCAAGUGGCAAUAUGACAACCAGAUUCGCAGUAGCACUCCUCCCACACUGGGCAGCGAGGGUGUUGGAUCAGCAAUGUCAUAUGUGCCGGACGAUCCAGCCUCCAUGGAUGACGGAGUCAGCAGUAAUUUGGCCGUUGAGUUAGUUAAUCUCUUUUUUGAAAAGAUUCAACCUUGGCUCCCACUGCUUCACCGACCGCGAUUUCAGAAGAAGUACAGUGCAAAGCUAUUGGCCAAGGGCAACGUCAUGAAGGGGUUGACCAGCGGCGAAUCUCUACUCAUGUACGGCAUGUUCGCCCUCUCGGCGAGAUUCUCCGAUCAUAGCAGGUUCGAAGGGAUUCCCGACAGCGAUAAGGGAAACGUGUUCGCCGAAAGAGCCACGGAUAUUUACAUUCAAAGUCACCUGGUACAACAGCCCUUACUGCUUCAACUACAAGGCUAUCUCGUACUUGCAUAUAACCAGCACGCCUCAGGUCCCACGACUUUGGGUCGGGUCCUCGUAGGACAGUGUUUGCAAGUCGCUUACGCCCUCGGCUUACAUGAUAUUGACCAUCCGGUCCGAGCAAGGCACCGGCCAGCCGUUGAUCACGUCGACCGGGAAGAGAUGAGACGGGCUUGGUGGCUCCUCUGGGAGCUUGACACCUUUGCGUCUUGUGCAUCGGGCAAACCAUUCUUGAUUGAUCGCCGGAGGAUGUCCGUCAUGCUACCCAUCUCAGACGAGGCUUGGUUUGCCGAGAGGGAGGUUCAUUCGGCAGAGCUGAUCUUGGGCCCCGGCCAGUCGUGGAAGUGUCUCGAAAACAGUCCCAACCAGGACGAAAGAGCUUGGUGCCUGGCCACUGUUCACCUUAUGGCCUCGAACCUCGACCGGUUGCAGCAGCCCAAAGCGCUGGCUAUGGACGAAAAACUGGCCAUGCAGAAUGAGAUUGCCUGCUUCAAGCUUGCCCUGCCCCUGUCGGCGAAUCUCGACUCGGAAGCCCUGAAGUUGACGCCAACCACCAUUUCCAGACAUAACUGGGUUAUUGCUAUACAUCUGAUAUUGAUGACAACGUCAUUCAUGGUAGAUGGCGUGGCUGCGUUCGAGCAUGGCCAGCGGGGUGACCCCAAGACUGCUAUGGCAGUGGCUGUCCGCAAACGCGCCAUCACACUAGGGGGGAUCAUCCGGCUUUGGGAUCCAAGUUGCAUUGUUCUUGCACUACCUUUCCUCAUGUGUGGAAUGAUUCCGGCCCUCGCGAUGCACGAAGACACAGACAGUAUUCAGCCAUUAAUCUCCUCCACAAACGACAUGGCCGUGCUGGUUUUGAAGCGAUUUCGCUCAAAGUGGAAACUGGCUGCCAUUAUGCUGGAAGUUGCGCAACUGCGGAAAAACCCGGACGUGGUAAACAUCGCGAAAGGUCAAUUGUACCAAAGAUACACGAUCUUUUUCCGGCGGCCGCGAACCGAGAAGGGUAUUUUGAAAACCUCGUCCAUCGAGGCUCAAACCCAGUGGCCGGAACAGACAGGCAACAAUCUAAAUGCUUCACAUCAGGCGCACUCACAGCCAGCGCGGGAUUCGCUAGGAAGCAAUCCCGACGACAUUCCCAGCUCUACGCUCAGGCCAGACGCACUCGGACUAGACUGGGCUGGAUGGCCGAACCUGGCCGUCGAUCCACUGGGUUUUCCAGCAAUACAACCUGAUCUUUACGACUUGGGGUUCGACUUUGAGCCGCCAGAUCAAACUCAGAAUCUCGACAGCUCGAACCUCAUGCAGGUCUAG
This is a messenger RNA of Exophiala aquamarina CBS 119918, 1785 nucleotides long. RefSeq lists its product as uncharacterized. Lineage: Eukaryota; Fungi; Ascomycota; Eurotiomycetes; Chaetothyriales; Herpotrichiellaceae. Bases 1 to 1785 code for a protein of 594 amino acids. Gene Ontology annotation, cellular component: nucleus. The record is from RefSeq and is a predicted model, not a curated record. Gene Ontology annotation, molecular function: DNA binding; zinc ion binding. The transcript is spliced from 2 exons. Gene Ontology annotation, biological process: DNA-templated transcription.